Molecule: messenger RNA, 774 nt
Organism: Fonsecaea multimorphosa CBS 102226
Lineage: Eukaryota; Fungi; Ascomycota; Eurotiomycetes; Chaetothyriales; Herpotrichiellaceae
Exons: 3
Coding region: 1-774 (257 amino acids)
Source: RefSeq, a predicted model, not a curated record
AUGGACUCUCAUCCAUCAUCUGCCUACGAGCCCUAUAGGCACGCCGCAGACGCCGAUAAGGCAGAGAGAAAUCUGGAUCCAGCGGACGACGCACAAACUCUUCUUGGGCAGCAGCAGCGGUCCCAGAAAGCUCGCCCUCUAAAAGGACGAGCCUCUCACGAUCCUCUCCAACUGGUUCGAGGCAUUCUGCGAGCUUCCGCAUUGAUCCUCGCCAUAACCAUUUUAGCCUUUCAGGGUUACUCGGCAUAUACCUGGCUCAACACGCGCCAUCAGUCGUCCAAAAACGUCAGGACGGGCUUACAAACAGCGUCAUGGGCUGUGCUCGACAUGUGGCCAACAUGGACAAUUCUGAGCGUCGCAGCGUUGGCGACAGUGGUCUACAUGCUGGCCUUCGGAAGCUUGUGUGGCUGCUGCCGCAGCAUGCGAGAGGGUCCGGUCCAUGUUUGGAGCGUCUACUUGAGCUCUGUGCUACUCAUCUCCACAUGGACUGCCGCACUCGUGUACUUCAAGAAAGUGGACUCUCUGGGCACCAAGAAACAGAACUGGGACCUUUGGUCAUGGACCUGUCACCGCAGGUCCACCCACGGUAGCAUUCCCUGGAAAGCCCUUUGUGUGGAAAAUACCUACACUUUCUACGCUUCCCUACUCGUCGUGAUCAUGGAGGUUAUUGGCUUGCUUCUCUUUGUGGUCUGGCAUCGAGGGUUUCGAGCGAGCACAGUGUAUAAGAGUAUUCAGUCUUCGCGGGUAGGAUACCAUCGAUUUGCCACUGAGUGA